This is a messenger RNA of Volvox carteri f. nagariensis, 5679 nucleotides long. RefSeq lists its product as uncharacterized. The record is from RefSeq and is a predicted model, not a curated record. Bases 1 to 5679 code for a protein of 1892 amino acids. Lineage: Eukaryota; Viridiplantae; Chlorophyta; Chlorophyceae; Chlamydomonadales; Volvocaceae. The transcript has 15 exons.
AUGCCCAAGAUAAAGCAGCGACCGCCGGCUGCGCGGCCGCCCACCGUGAAGCAUGUCCACUUCGCAGACAAGGUCCAUGUCCAAGGUGGUGGUGGUGGUGAAGAUGGACAUGGCGGUGCAGCGAAGGGCGACGGAGGGAACAGUUUCCUUGCGUCCCUGCUAGCGGAUGCCGCAACGGCACAGCGGCGACAGACAUCUGGGUCAGGCGAGGAAGAGGAAGAGGAAGACGAGAAGGGAGAGGUGGACGGCGGCGGCGGUGGCGGCGGCGGUGGCAACAACUUGUUCAGCAGCGGCACCACGGGCUCCAACGACAAGAAGAAGAAGAACGAAGGGCGGACAGGAAGUCGAGGCGGUGGUGGUGGCAGCGGCGGCGUUGUCGGUGGGGUCGACUUGGCGGACCUGCUUCGCAGGGUUACUGGCGACGCGGAAGGAGGAGCCGCCGGCAGCGGAGGCGACGGCGACGGGAAGGCGAAGUACGACCGCGCUGACCGGCGGAAGGGAGAUCUGCACGGAGGAGAGAGGCAUCUGGACGGCAAGAGAGUGUCUGAAGCCGCUAUGGCUGCCGUUGCGGAACAAGAUGAUGACGACGACGACGACGGUGACGACUCCGUCGAAUCUGAUGACGAUGGUGAGGAUGCGGAUGCGGAUGUGGGGCCGGACCUCGACGAUGAUCGUGAUCAGCGUGGUGCGGACAAUCCGUACGACGCCGACGAUGAAGACGGCCGUCUCGGCGGCGGCGGCGGCGGCGGCGGCAACACUGCUGCGGAGCUCGCAGCCGAUACCGCAGCCGCGGCGCGCGCUGCCGCCGCCGCCGUGGGGAGCCGUGGACGCCGCGGCGGCGGUACUGGCACGGGCGGCGGGGCCCGCGGCGGUCGGCGCAAGCUGUUUAGCAGGAGGAAACGUUGGCCGAGUCUUUACCACAAGUUCCUGGCCCGAUCUUGUCGUCAACUUGGGCUCCCCGCUGACGGGCAGCGCCCCAUCAGGAUGUUCUUACGGCCUGGGGAGCAGCAACUGCCCUUUGCAGAGGUCAACCGGUGGAGAGCCGGGGAGUUGUGGGAUGCCAGGCUUGCGGCGACAAGCUACCUGGCCGCCUUGGAGGACGAGCAAAUAAGACACGCGCGGCUAGUGAAGAAGCGGCGGCCCAACCCCCUCGCCACCUGGAUAGAUCUGGACGAUGACCUGGACACGGAGAUUAGGUUGAGCAGAGCACUCACAGCAGGCGCGCCGCUGCCGCCACCGCCGCUGCCAGCGGUGGCGGCGACCGCCGGCACCGCCUUAAGCGCAGCGGCGGCGACGGCUGCGCUGCCGCCAGGCCGUACGGCACAACUUAACGGCGACGGUGAUCUCUGGCGCAGUGCAGCAGAUCCCGUUGGAGCCGUCACGGCCGGGGGCUGGUGCUGGCCGUACGGCAGUACGGCAAUGCGGCUUAGAAACUCCUCACAGCCAAGAGAUGUCGAUGGGUGUGUGGAAGCGAGUUUGCAGUACGGCUUCUGCAUCCGACGACACCAGCAGCAGCAACAACAGCAGGAGGAGGAGGGCCGGCCGCCGGUGAGAGUACGGAAGGUGGACGAGCUACUGGCGGCUCCGGAUCCGGAAUGCGACGACGGCGUGGAUCCAGCCGAUGAUAUUCGGUUGGAGCCCGCCAUGACGGCAUUCUUUGACGAGUACUUCUGGGAGCAUGUCCGUACUGUACGGAAGCAGUACGAUUACAUCGUACGCGACGGGCCUGGACCAUCCGACCCUACACGUGCUGGUGGCGCCCAGAUGGGUGCGCCGCAGCAGCUGACGCGGCGGCAGCAGCGGUUGUUCGCACAUCGGGAGUACACGCUCCGUUGCGCACACCCCGGCUGCGGCGCCCUGAAGCUCAUCCACCUGCCGGCCACCGUCCCCCGACACCUAACUCCCGAACAGCUGGCCGCCUCGGGGCUGAGGGUGUGGGUGGUGCGACCCACGGGUCGGCGAGGCGGGGAACACACCCAUGCGGCACCCGGUGGUGGCGGGGUGCUGUGGCAGUCCGGGAGGCCGCUGUGUGAGCUGCAUCGACUGGUACCCCCCGGGAUACCAGAUGACGUACCGCUGGCGGCGUCACUCCCAUUGCCGCUACCGGCCCUGAAAUGCCCGGAAUUGGGAGCCCCGCCACAGCAGCAGGAGCAGUUCGCGAGCGCAGCUGGCGGCGGCGGCGGCGGCGGUGGGGACCCCUCAGCGACAGCGGCAGCGGCGGGGACGUCGUCGUGUCUGCUGCCACCCAGUCAGCGGGCGGCGGCGGCUAUGUGGCUGUUGGAGCCUCCCCCCCCGCCCGUGUGGACAUGCAGGGGGCUGGUGUGGAGGAGGGCUCGGCAGCGGGGGGGAAGCUGUUGUCUCGUCCGCUGUGGAGCCACCAACCCCGCGGCCACCUCCCCUUCCUCAGCAGCAGACACAGCCGCAGUCUCAGCACUCCGCGGCCACCCCCCCUCCUCCUCCUCCUCCUCCUCCUCGUCGUGGUGCGCGGCCUGCGGCGCCCGACGGCCCGACGGCCCCCGGGGCUGGCUGCGGCAGCUCGUGGAGGCGGCUCUGGACAGCCUGGGCCCGAGCAGCGCCACACUGCGACAGGUGGUUGGUCGUCGGGAAGUGGCCGCCGACGCGUACGUGGUGCUAAUGCAACGAGCCGCCCGGGCCUUACUGGAGACCCACCUGCCGCCGCUGCCGUACCAGCCGCCGCCGCCGCCGUCGGCGGCGAGCUGCACGGCGGCGGUGGCGGAAGCCACCGGUGACCCGGCCGCCGCGCCGUCGGCGUCAGGUCCGCUGAUGGCGGCAGUGAUUAGCUCUGGAGCCUGGGCCUGGCCGGGACUGAAUAUGCUGAAGCUUUACGGUGGGGGCGGCGGCGCCGCCGCCGCCGUCGCUGGCGGCGGCGGCGGUGACGGCGGCAGCUUCAUCCGCAGGCUUCCGAAGAAGAUAAUGUUCGCAGGGAGAUGCUUGCUUCCGCCGCCGGACGCGGCGGCGAUGGUGAUGGCGGAGGGCGAGUACCGGAAUCUGCAGCGGGCGGCGGGUGUCUGGGGGGUGGCUGGCGGCAGUGGCGGCGGUGGCGGCGGCAACGGGCCGCGAGUUUGGGAUGUCGAGCAGCUCGGCGACUGGCACAUGCCGCUAGCCUUUCGGCACCUGCAGCGCGCGGCGGCGGCGGUCGCAAGCGCCCACCUAGCGGUUCCCGCCGAUCCGCCGGAGUUGGCGGCGGCGGCGCCGCCGGGCGAUCCCGUCGCGGCCAUUGCGGUGGCGGCGGCGGCAAAGCAGGCUUCGGCGCCGCCGUCGCGGGCGGCGGCGGCGGCGGCGGCGGUCAGCCACAUGCUUAUGGGCUUGAUGGGCAGCCUGGAGUGGCCGAUUGAUCUGAGGGACCCACAGGCACCCAAGCAUCCUGGUACGGCAGCGUUGCUGGGCGAUCCGUACGCCAGGCCCGCUGGCGGCGGCUGUCAGCAGGACAACGCACCCUCCGCUGCCGUACACGUCCCUGCACAUGGGGCCCUCGGCGUCCAGGGACCAGUCCCCCCCCCUGCCGCCACCCGCCGGGUGGUCUUUGGAGAUGGCGACCUUUACAUAGAAGGGGAUGCCGGUGGUGGUGGUGGUGGCGGUGGUGGUGGCGGCCAGCUGCCGCCUUCCGGCUCCGGUCCUGGAAGUGGAAGUGGAACUGGCGCGGGCGCGGGCGCGGGUGCUCAAGCCGUAGCUGCCGCAACAGCAGCAGCAGCAGCAGUCCCCCGGCCUGAAUCUGAAUCCGGAUCUCGGGGCGCUAAGGAGGUGAUCCAGAUCCUGCAUGGGGAGCUGCAGCGGAGUUGUCCAGCGAUCGCCGCACUGGUAGCGCCCCUGGGGGCCAGUAGGGCGGCUGCGGACACUGCUGCUACUGCUGGUGGUAGUGGUGGCGGUGCCGCUGCUACUGCUGCUGGAGGGAAGGAGGGGGGCUCCCUGGCGUGGGACGGUCCAGCGGGGCUUCGUCCCACCUUGGAGCUGUGCGGCCCUGCCGUACGCCUGCACGACACAGAUGCGGACGGUGUCCAGGACCACCCGAUUUGCAUGCCGUACAUGGUUUCGGAGCUUGGUAAACGGCGGCGGCUUAGCCCGCACGUCGUGCUUCCCGUGAAGAGCCUGCUUGAGGAGCGGCUUCAGGCUGCUCCGCCGCCGCCGGUCGCCGGCGUGGGAGUCGGUGUUGGUGCGGGCGACAAGGUGUACAAUUUAGGCAGUCGGGAAUGGUUUCUGCAUUGCUUACGUCAGCAGCUACACCCGGAGUGUGAGAUCUUCGGCGGACCCGUGGGUCAGUCGGCCGGCCUGCAGCUGCACGCCACGGGUCGCCUGCACUGGCUGCCUGCAGCCGCGCAGCAGCAGGUCGUGGCGGAGGCCGCGGCGGCGGCGGCGGCGGCGCUGCAGACCCAGAGCAGCACAGAGGAUCUGGCAUCCGCGCUGCAUGACGCCGUACGCUCCGCGCUUCACCGCCGACGCAACGCCUCGGCGGUACAUGCCCCUGCAGGCGGCAGCGGGGAGGGUAGCGCGGGGAUUUCUCCUGUCGGCGCUGGUGCUUUGGACGCCGCCGCCGCAGCGCAGCUGGACCUGCUGUCCCCCACUUUAAUCGUCCGACCGGCAGACCCAAGAAUCGCUGCCGCGGCGGUGGCGGCAGGCACCGGCCUCGGCACCGCUGCCGCCGCCGCAGCGUUGGCCGCGCCGGCGAUGCCAGCGGCGGCCGCCAUGUACGGCGCCGCGAUCCCGCUGAGCCGUGCCGCCGCUGCUCUACCUGCCCUCCGGCCCGCAUUCCAUCAUCGACCCUUGCCGCGAAGCACGAUAAGCCAAGUAGUUCAAUUCAGCAUCGCCGCGGAGUCGCGGCGGCUUGCGGCCGCCGCCGCCGCCACCACCGCUGCUCCACGUACGGCAUCAAACCACCAGCGGCAGCAGCAGCAGCGACAUCCGGAAUGGGUGCUACCCGGUGUGCCCAUGGGCGACCCCUGGGAUAUCGCCGGGGUCGCAGCGGCACAAGGCUUCCUGGGCUUCAGCGGCGCUGGCGGAGCCGCCGCUGCUAGCCACGGCUCCUCCCCCGCCGCCGCCGCCGAUGACGGGCGCAGCGGCGGCAUUCUCACGCGGCGUAUGCUGCGGGCUGCGACGCGCGCGUCGUCGGCAGCAGCAGCGCCUGCUACCGUUUCCGGCAGGAGGAAUAGAGCAGCCGCAGCCGGCGGUAGGAUGGGGGCCUACGCGUGGCGACUGUGGGUAUCGGAAGGUUUGGGGCCAAUCUUCGGAGGCGGCGGCGGCGCUGCUGCCACCAGGAAUCGGUCGGAACCCUCUGACAGGGAGGGGAGGAGCAGCAAAAAGAGGAAAUCGUCCGGUCACAGUGACAACGAUGGGGACGGGGAGGUGGGAGUGGUGGCAGCGGCAGGGACGGGGGCAGCGGCAGCAGCUCUGACGACUGACGGCGACGGCAGCAGGACAGCAGCAGAGGUUUCCUUGCCGCCGCGGGUGGCGAUGCUGAUGGAGACGGCACGCAAGUCGGCGAUUCGGGAGGAUGUCGUGGCUCGUGCAGCGGCGCGGUUCGCUGCGUUGAUGCGCGGCGGGGCUGCAGCGGCGGCGGCGGCCGCGGCGAAGUCGAAUGGAGUUCAGGGUCAGGGGGCCAGCGGCGCGGUUAGCAAGGACUGGCGCCAUUCUGCCGCCACCGGGGGUGGCGGUGCGUAUGGCUGA